This is a messenger RNA of Lotus japonicus, 3249 nucleotides long. Its product is annotated as receptor protein-tyrosine kinase CEPR1. Gene Ontology annotation, molecular function: protein kinase activity; ATP binding; protein binding. Bases 18 to 3098 code for a protein of 1026 amino acids. The transcript has 2 exons. The record is from RefSeq and is a predicted model, not a curated record. NCBI's taxonomy places the organism in Eukaryota, Viridiplantae, Streptophyta, Magnoliopsida, Fabales, Fabaceae. Gene Ontology annotation, cellular component: plasma membrane. Gene Ontology annotation, biological process: hormone-mediated signaling pathway; protein phosphorylation.
CUCUUUCCCAAAGAUAGAUGUUCACAAUUCACUUCACCCACCCAGUAGUACUACAACAACAAGAACCUGCUUUUUCAUCACCAAGCCUUUGUCACCCCAAAGUGAUCCACUCAACCAUUCCAUCUUAUAUACAUCUCUUUCUCAUCUCAACGUUUAUACUAACCACAAACAUCAUAACCUCUAUCUCCUUCCCCUCUAUCCCCUCCUCUCUCAGAAUGAGUCAUUCAUUCUUCGUCUCUGUUAUUAUUGGAGUCAUCAUUUCCAUGACUAGCAUAUCACAUGUUAUGAGCAGUACCAACCAGUCUCAGUUUUUUUCUCUGAUGAAGGAGUCUCUAUCAGGGAACUUCCCUCUGGAUUGGGAUUACAGAGUUGGGAAACCAUUCUGCAACUUCACAGGAGUUGCCUGCAACAGCAAAGGUGAUGUUAUCAAUCUAGACUUUUCAGGCUGGUCACUUUCAGGGAACUUCCCUUCAGAUUUCUGCUCUUACCUUCCAGAGCUGAGAGUUCUUAAACUCAGCCAUACCAGGUUCAAGUUCCCUGCACACAGCAUAGUCAACUGUUCCCACUUGGAAGUGCUUGACAUGAAUCACAUGUUUCAGACCACCACACUCCCCAACUUCUCUCCUUUGAAAUCUCUCAGGAUUCUUGACCUAUCCUACAACCUCUUCACUGGUGAAUUCCCCAUGUCAGUUUUCAACCUGACAACUCUGGAGGUGCUCAACUUCAAUGAAAACCAAGGCUUCAAAUUCUGGCAGCUCCCAGCAAGAUUUGACAGGCUGCAAAAUCUCAAAACCAUGGUGCUGACAACAUGCAUGUUGCAUGGCCAAAUCCCAGCAUCCAUAGGAAACAUGACUUCUCUUAUUGAUCUUGAAUUGAGUGGGAAUUUCCUCUCAGGGAAAAUUCCCGCAGAGCUUGGAUUGCUGAAGAACUUGCAACUGCUUGAGCUUUACUAUAACUACCAUCUAGUUGGGAACAUACCAGAGGAGCUGGGAAAUCUCACUGAGCUCAUAGACCUGGACAUGUCGGUGAACAAGCUGACAGGGACCAUCCCAGAAUCCAUAUGUCGCCUUCCCAAGCUUCAAGUUCUGCAGCUUUACAACAACAGCCUCUCAGGAGAAAUCCCAGGUGCGAUUGAGAACUCAACAGCCUUGAGCACCCUAUCUCUCUACGACAACUUCCUGGGAGGACAUAUUCCCAAGAAGCUGGGACAGUUCUCAGGAAUGGUGGUUCUGGACCUGUCUGAAAACAGAUUGACUGGUCCAUUGCCAACAGAAGUUUGCAAAGGAGGUAAGCUGCAAUACUUCCUUGUCUUGGAUAACAUGUUUUCUGGUGAGAUACCAGAGAGUUAUGCAAACUGCAUGCAGCUGUUGAGGUUUAGAGUCAGCAAUAACCGUUUGGAGGGCACAGUUCCCAAGGGACUCCUUGGUCUACCAUACGUUUCAAUCAUUGAUUUGAGUAGUAAUAAUUUGACUGGUCCAAUUCCCGAGAUUAAUGGGAACUCUAGAAACUUGUCUGAACUGUUCCUACAGAGGAACAAGAUAUCAGGACUCAUACCUCAUACAAUCUCUAGAGCUUUUAGCCUUGUCAAGAUUGAUUUCAGCUAUAAUCUUCUCUCAGGUCCAAUCCCUUCUGAGAUUGGCAACCUGGGAAGGCUGAAUUUACUCAUGUUACAAGGGAACAAGCUGAGUUCUUCAAUCCCAAGUUCACUCUCCUCCUUGAAGUCCCUCAACCUUCUUGAUCUCUCCAACAACCUCUUAACUGGGACCAUCCCUGAAAGCCUCGCUGUGCUGCUACCCAAUUCCAUUAACUUCUCUCAAAAUUUGCUUUCUGGUCCAAUUCCUCCCAAGUUAAUCAAAGGGGGUUUAAUUGAAAGCUUUUCAGGCAAUCCAGGUUUGUGUGUGCUGCCAGUAUAUGCUAAUUCAUCUGAUCAAAAGUUCCCCCUAUGUUCACACGCCAACAAGAGCAAGAGGAUAAACACCAUCUGGGUAGCUGGGGUAUCAGUGGUUUUGAUCUUUAUUGGAGCUGUCUUGUUCCUCAAACGUAGGUGCAGCAAGGACACAGCUGUUAUGGAACAUGAGGACACACUGUCUUCUUCAUUCUUCUCUUAUGAUGUUAAGAGCUUUCACAAGGUUACUUUCGACCAAAGGGAGAUCGUUGAAUCCAUGGUGGAUAAGAACAUCCUGGGGCAUGGAGGGUCUGGCACAGUGUACAAGAUUGAGCUGAGAAGCGGUGAUAUUGUUGCAGUCAAGAGGCUUUGGAGUAGAAAAUCCAAGGAUUCAACUCCAGAGGAUCGGUUGUUUGUGGACAAGGCAUUGAAAGCUGAGGUGGAGACACUGGGGAGUAUAAGACACAAGAACAUAGUCAAACUCUACUGCUGCUUCACCAGUUUGGACUGCAGCUUGUUGGUCUAUGAAUACAUGCCAAAUGGUACUCUAUGGGAUUCUCUGCACAAAGGUUGGGUCCUUUUGGAUUGGCCUACUCGUUAUAGAAUUGCACUGGGGAUUGCACAGGGUCUAGCAUACCUCCACCAUGAUUUGGUUUUUCCCAUCAUUCAUAGAGAUAUCAAGUCAACUAACAUCCUAUUGGAUGUUGAUUACCAGCCCAAAGUUGCAGACUUUGGGAUCGCCAAGGUUUUGCAAGCAAGAAGCGGGAAGGAUUCCACAACAACUGUUAUUGCAGGAACAUAUGGUUACUUGGCCCCAGAAUAUGCAUAUUCACCAAGGCCCACCACCAAGUGUGAUGUGUACAGUUUUGGGGUGAUUUUGAUGGAGUUGUUGACUGGGAAGAAGCCUGUUGGGGCAGAAUUUGGAGAGAACAGAAACAUAGUCUUUUGGGUUUCAAACAAAGUAGAAGGCAAGGAUGGGGCUAGACCAAGUGAGGCACUUGAUCCAAGACUAUCAUGUUCAUGGAAGGAUGACAUGAUUAAAGUGCUGCGGAUUGCCAUUCGCUGCACCUACAAAGCCCCAGCUAGUAGACCAACCAUGAAAGAGGUUGUUCAGCUUCUGAUUGAGGCAGAGCCACGAAAUUCUGAUUCUUGCAAGUUGUCAACCAAAGAUGCAUCAAAUGUCACUAUAAUAAAGAAGCCAUUUGAAUUGUAAUUAACUAAGUAGCAUAAAGGGGUGAGAGGGAGCAUAAGACAACUUAGAUAAACAGUCUCUCUUGAGAUAACUGAGAGGCUCACUGUAUAGUAGAGAACAAACUACUAUAAUCUUUUUUCUAGACAAGCAAAUAUGUAGAUUUUAUCUUUGA